GCCACCACAAAAAAAGUAUCAGAUCGGCAAUGGCUUCUCGGAACGGGGAUACAUAGGCAGCAGGCAGACAUAUAAAAAAACAUGGUAUAUAUCGUGUAUGUAAGAUGUUGAGAUUAUAUAAGAAGUUGCUUAAACAAAAAGAUGAAUAAAUAAAUAAAAAAAAGGAAGAGAAUCAAAACCACCAAAAAAGCUUGGGAAAGCUUGGUAUCGUCUCCUCGUAAGACAUUCAUUCGCCAAUCGACUUACAACUUGGCGAACUUGGCAAUCUAUACCUGCCUCCGAUCCGUCACUCGAAUAGAGAAGAAGAAGCGAAAUAAGGAACAGCGAUGGAGGCGGCCGAGCCCUCGGGACUGCAAGGGGAGCCGACGCAAUGUGAGAAGGUUGGCGAGGCUAUGCCUGACAUUGCAGGCUUUGGCGUAAGUCUCCUUCUUGAUUCUUGAAAUGUGAUCACGUUUUUCUCAUACUUAUGUUCUCGAUGGGAGGGUAGGUCUUGUUAGGUCUCAGUGUGCAGGCGUUCAUUUCCAUCAGCUUAUCGAUCUGGGUUUUUUUCUGGACGAAACUUGGUCGGCUUGAUGUCAAGCACCCGGAGGGUACCGCGGAGCAUGAGAGUACGAAGAAGCGUUUGGGAUUCCUGUCCUCCAUUUUGAUGGUGGGAAAUGACUUGCAGAUGAUUACCGGUAUCGCGCUCAUCAUCACGGCACUUGCGCAUGGCCAUGCUAUUGACCUAUACCACACACGCUUGGUCUUCGAGACCGUUAGUUUCGUCGGCAUUUCGAACGCGGCAGCACUUGUCUGCUACACCUUUACGAACACCAAAGCACCGAAAGACCGACUGCACAGAUUCAUGCCAGCACAUUGGACUCCUCGGUUCCGCGUUUCGUACUUAUUCGCCGUUCUAUUCUUAGCGCUGACCAUCUUCCUCGAAAUUCGACUCGACGAAUGGUCUCUAACGGCGGAGGAGCCCGGAUUUUGCUACGUGACUACCGGACUCUCGAUGUCAAGCGCAGGCCAUCCAGUAUCAGACAAGGGAUACGUAGCUACUACGGCGAUAUGGCUUCUACUAGUCAUGUUGGGUGCGUUGUUCUGCUCAGCCAAGUUCCGAAGACCGCUCUUGAUCCUCAGCGGGCUGCAGUUCCCACUACACCUGUAUAUGAUGAUCAAGCUACGAAUCGAGAAUCAACCGUACCUGGAGGGGGAAAGUGAAAACGCUUGGGAUUUUGGGCAGACGACAGCCACGAUAUUGCUUGGACUCGCCAUCGGGCAGCUGGUUCAUGAAGGUGUGGCGUACUUGAAAUUUGAGAACGGGUUGAAGAAAUAUGGACCCCAGUACGCGUUAUUCCCAGAUGACCGAGAUCCUGAGUCGGGUACUUUAUUGGAAGAAGGUUUCAGAGCUAUACAGGAAGUGAAGCGAGGCAUAGACAACACUCGGGAUACUCGGGAUGCUCGGGUCGGUAGAGCAAGUGAUGUGGAACGGCAUGGAGAAAGUUCCGAAAGCCACGAGCUGACGAGGACGCCUGAAAGCACGCCUGAGAACAGGGCGUGAGCUAUUAAAAGUUGUGUUUACCAAACAAAGAUCAUUUGAUAUAGUAACACGCGCAUCUUUUAACAGUAGUGAUGGGGCUGUGUAGAAUGAAUGAGAGGAACAAAUGAGAAUGAGAAUGAGAAUGAGACUAGGCAGGCAGUUCAAAGUUGAAGGUUUGACUAAUAAGCAAGUACUAAGUAGUUAUUGAC
Hypoxylon fragiforme is the source of this 1731-nucleotide messenger RNA. RefSeq lists its product as uncharacterized. The transcript has 4 exons. Bases 647 to 1543 code for a protein of 298 amino acids. The record is from RefSeq and is a predicted model, not a curated record. Lineage: Eukaryota; Fungi; Ascomycota; Sordariomycetes; Xylariales; Hypoxylaceae.